CCACCAUGUCCCGCCAUGUCCCGCCAUGUCGCGCCGGGCCGGGCAGCGGGUAGGCGACACCCGCCCGUUCCGCCGCGCGGCACCACCUCCCGCCCGCCAGGGGGCGCUGCGGAGGCUCCGCCCCUCCCCUGUCCCUCUGGCCGCCGUUGCGUCUGCGCGGCGCGGCGGGGUCCGGCCAGUCAUGGCCGCCUCCGUGUUCUGCUGCUUCUCCUGGUGCAGGGGCGGCGGCGCCGGACACAUCCCGCUGAAGGAGAUGCCGGCGGUGCAUCUCGACACGCAGCGCAUGGUUUUGUGGGUUUUUUUCUUCUUCCAGGAACGGAUGUUGUUAUUGUGAAAAAUGGCAGAAGAAUAUGUGGCACAGGAGGCUGCUUAGCCAAUGCACCUUUGCAUCAGAACAAGAGCUAUUUUGAGUUCAAAGUCCAGUCCACAGGGAUUUGGGGUAUUGGAGUUGCAACCCAGAAAGCAAACUUGAAUCAAAUUCCACUUGGUCGAGAUGUCCAUAGCCUGGUGAUGAGGAAUGAUGGAGCUCUCUACUAUAACAAUGAGGAGAAAAAUAGACUACCAGCAAACAGCCUUCCUCAGGAGGGCGAUGUGGUGGGCAUUACAUAUGACCAUGUAGAAUUAAAUGUAUAUUUAAAUGGGAAGAACAUGCAUUGUCCAGCUUCAGGAAUCCGAGGGACAGUCUAUCCAGUGGUCUAUGUUGAUGACAGUGCAAUUCUGGAUUGUCAGUUCAGUGAAUUUUAUCAUACACCUCCACCAGGGUUUGAAAAGAUCCUCUUCGAGCAGCAGAUCUUCUGAAUGUCUUCAUACUGAAAAUUUGCACCCUGCACUGUUACAAAAGCAUUGUCAUCUUAAAUAAAGCUUCACGUAACUUUUAGGAAACAUAUCUGUAUUUUUAGUAAGUACUUGUGACUGUUGUCUGCAGAAUUUAUGUUAACUGCAACACCAGCUAACUGUGUUGCAAAUACAGGAUUUCUGGCAAUGUUUUGUGGUUGAAAAUGAGUGUUUGGGGGCACGUUUUUUCUCCGAUUUGUACUUGAUGCAUAAGGAGACUAAGGGAUAUUAUUGACAUCAGUAUUACAUUCAGUAUUUUGAAUAAACUGGCGCUCUGUAAAGCCGAUAGUUCUUAUGCAUAUGAUAGCUAUGGAGAUGGAUAGUUUUCACAAUUUUUUUCCCCAGCUUUUUUCACAUGGAAGUUAUGUACUUCGUUUAAAGGAAGCACUGUGUUUCUAGUCUGUGAAUUGGAGUUGCGAUGUCCCAGUUGUGCACAAUAACUAAUGAUACAAUGGCAUAACUAGCAGCCAGGUACGUUUUGGGCUUUUUUUGCAAGGUGUAAUUUAAUCUCUUCCCUCAAUAUAACAUCUGUUUCUCCUAGCUUUUCAUUUGCUUUUACUGUGACAAAUAAUAGGACACUUUCUAGUCAUACUUUUUUGUUGAACUUCAAAAGUAAACCUGAGCACUGCCUGUGUUUUUGAGGACCACCUUGCUCUGUUACUGUGAUAGGAGAGUAAGUAUUCAACUUGGGUGUGCAAAGAGCUGGGUGAAGGGUAUGAGAUGUUACGGUGAAGCCUUACAUUUAAACUGUAAAUUAGAUUAUUCUUUUAUGGAAUAUUGUAUUUAAUUUCUUUGUGAAUCAUUUAUAAGUGAUUAAUGGCUAAGACAUUGUUCUAAAAUGUGAUGCCCUUGAAUAUAAAUUGUGAGAUGCUUUUUUCCCAUCUUGUCAUAUAUUGAAUAUACUUCCUAGAAAAAUUUUUAUUGUAAAGAAAAUCUUCAUACUGGAUGUUUCAUUUUUUUGUUGUUUUGGCUCUUCCUGGGUUAAUGCAUUUGCAUAUAUGAAUUAUUUUAUUUAUAUAUUUUUAGAAAUUAUCUAAUUCUGAGAUUUUCAAAUACAAACAGCUUUCUCAAAGCCUUUCACCUUA
Columba livia (rock pigeon) is the source of this 1919-nucleotide messenger RNA. It is a transcript of the gene SPRYD7, whose product is annotated as SPRY domain containing 7. The coding region runs from base 16 to 798 and encodes 260 amino acids. The record is from RefSeq and is a predicted model, not a curated record. The transcript is spliced from 5 exons. Lineage: Eukaryota; Metazoa; Chordata; Aves; Columbiformes; Columbidae. Gene Ontology annotation, molecular function: protein binding.